Talaromyces proteolyticus is the source of this 1393-nucleotide messenger RNA. Its product is annotated as O-methyltransferase-domain-containing protein. The record is from RefSeq and is a predicted model, not a curated record. Gene Ontology annotation, molecular function: O-methyltransferase activity. Lineage: Eukaryota; Fungi; Ascomycota; Eurotiomycetes; Eurotiales; Trichocomaceae. The coding region runs from base 1 to 1266 and encodes 421 amino acids. The transcript has 5 exons.
AUGGAGACGUUGACAUUGAAAGAGCGCGCUGCUCACAUUUCGGAGGCUGCCAACCGUCUCAGUGAUGAACUCGCUCGGACAGGGUUUCCUGAGCCAUCUUUUGAGCUGGGCCUUCCCCCACCACUCUCCAACGAUGCUCCAGAGACUCCAGCCCUGCGCUCAAAGCUAGAGUUACUACAAAUGGUGGAUGAACUUCGGUCCCUACUUACCGAUCCCACCCUCCAGUUAACAUCACAGAUGCGCAAUCCCGCCCUCAGUGUACACCCUAUUAUUCGUUUGGGGAUUGCUGAAAACUUCCCCCCUGAGGGAACUACCGUUCAAGAUCUAGCUAGCAAGCUGCACCUGCCCGAAAGUCUUGUCGGGCGUCUCCUAUCACAUAGCGCUACGUACCAUAUCUACCAUGAGUCCUCUCCUGGAUAUUUCGUGCACACAGCAGCUUCGAGAGCUCUUAGCGAGAACGACGGAAUGCGGCAAUAUCAUAUGGUCGGUCUCGAGGAGACGCUUCCGGCAACAUGCAAGACAGCAUCUGCCUUGGUUCAAGAUCCGCUUUCUGAAGAGCCCGAAUCUUGUGGAUGGAGCAUACAAAAUGACACAGAACUCUCGCUCUUUAAGGCACUUGCGAACAUGCCAGACAGAGCCAAUACCUUUGCGGAGGCAAUGAGAUGGCAGUCAACGCUUCCUGGAUUCUCGCAUCAUCACUUGACAGAGGUCUUCCCAUGGGGGUCCAGUGAGCAGCAACUCACUGUAGUCGAUGUUGGUGGUGGAGUCGGCCAAGUCUCACAGGCACUGCUUGACCAUAGUCCCGAUGUCAAAUGCAUUGUUCAAGACUAUCCCGAAGUUGUCUCGCGUGGACAGGAUUCUCUCCCAGCGAAAUACAAGCCGCGCAUCACCUUUCAGUCGCACGACUUCUUCAAAGAACAGCCCAUUAAAGGAGCUGACAUCUAUCUGCUGCGAAUGAUACUUCAUGAUUGGUCGGAUAAAUAUGCGAUAAAGAUAAUUCAGGCUCUAGUCCCUGCUUUGAAGCCCGGUGCCAAGGUGGUGAUCAAUGACCGUGUUAUUCCAGCAUGGCACCAAGCGCACUAUCUGGUAGAGCGAGAAGCACGUGACAGCGACAUGUAUAUGCUGGCUUUUCAGAACGCCAGAGAACGCACUGCUCAAGAGUGGUCGGCGCUUUUGAAAAGGGCAGACGGAAGGUUCCAGUUAACUAGAGUCCACCAGCCACCGCGGUCAGUUCUAGCUGUUGUGGAGGUCACUUGGGAUGGUUAGUGAAUAUAAUAGCUGGUAGCCAGAUCCUGACCGACCCUCGCAGUCAGGCUGCAUUUGUAAGGUGGUGGUCGCCAACAUUAAAUCCAAGAAUGUUUGGGCUUCUCAUGAAUACAGACAGGUACUGUAG